Molecule: messenger RNA, 1035 nt
Organism: Trichophyton benhamiae CBS 112371
Lineage: Eukaryota; Fungi; Ascomycota; Eurotiomycetes; Onygenales; Arthrodermataceae
Product: oxidoreductase, zinc-binding dehydrogenase family, putative
Exons: 2
Coding region: 1-1035 (344 amino acids)
Molecular function (GO): oxidoreductase activity, acting on NAD(P)H
Source: RefSeq, a predicted model, not a curated record
AUGCUGGUAAAACCUGUUGCGAUUGCGUUGAAUCCGACUGACUGGAAGCAUAUUGACGCGGGAGUGGUGGGAGCCGUCGUGGGCUGCGACUAUUCAGGCAUCGUGGAGACCAUAGGCAAGGGAGUCAGGAAGAAGUUCAAGAAGGGCGAUCGGGUCUACGGUGUCGUCCAUGGCUGCAACAGACAAGAACCAGACGACGGGGCGUUUGGCAACUACAUCCUUGUCAAAGCAGACGUUCAGUCGCAUAUUCCAGACAACCUAUCCUUCGAGGAGGCCGCCACACUCGGGGUGGGCAUCAUAACCGUGUGUCAAGGGUUGUAUCUUGGUCUCGGAUUGGAUCUGCCCACCUCCCCCAGCUUCAAGAGGACGCCGGUGCUGAUAUACGGCGGCAGCACGGCGACUGGCUCGUUGGGCAUCCAAUUUGCAAAACAGUACGUUUUUCCAAAAAAAGAAUACACAGAAAACGAGAGUAGCGGUUUGAAUAUACCCACGGAACGUGAAAUGUCCAACCAGAAUCCGAAAAAGCCAAUUGCAGUUUUGUUCUGGAAAAGGAAUUAUUUUGCAAGCCCUUUUUGCUCCGCAUAUAUAAUCCGUGAAUUUACCGGGAAUAAAUUAAAACUGGCCUGGGACACCAUAUCGCUCCCUGCCAGCGCACGCAUAUGCGCUCACGCCAUUUCCACCAGUCCCGGCGGUCGAUACUUUGCUCUGCUGCCGGAGCCCUGUCCUCGAGACGACGUCGAGUCGAGCUACACCAUGGCCUACUAUAUGUUUGGCGAGAAAGUCCAAAUGUCCGAGGAUGGGCCGGUGAUACCCCCGGAUCACUCCGGGUUUCGAUACGCGAAGGAGUUUGUCUCCAUGGCAAACCAGUUGCUUGCGGACGGCAAGAUCAAGGUCCAUCCUCAGCAAGUGUGCGGCGGUGGCCUUGCGGGAGCACUCGAGGGCCUAGAGAUGAUGAGAGACGGCAAGGUGACUGGCAGCAAGCUGGUCUACCGGGUGGCGGAGACUCCUGGCCUAGAACCCCCCGACUCGACAUAA